AUGUCAGAUUAUAAAGUAGAAACAAUUGAAACAAAACCAUUUCAAGAUCAAAAACCUGGUACUUCUGGAUUAAGAAAAAAAGUAACUGUUUUCAAACAAGAUCAUUAUACUGAAAAUUUCAUUCAAUCUAUAUUAGAUGCUAUUCCUGAAGGAGCAGAAAAUUCAACCUUAGUAAUUGGAGGGGAUGGUAGAUAUUAUAAUGAUCAUGUUAUUCAAUUAAUUAUUGAAAUUGCUGCAGCAAAUAAAGUUAAAAAAAUAAUUGUUGGAGAAAAUGGUAUAUUAUCAACACCUGCUACUUCUCAUAUUAUUAGAAUUUUAAAAGCAACUGGUGGUAUUAUAUUAACUGCAAGUCAUAAUCCUGGUGGACCAAAAAAUGAUUUAGGUAUAAAAUAUAAUUUAGGUAAUGGAGGUCCUGCUCCAGAAUCAAUUACAAAUAAAAUUUAUGAAAUUUCUAAAACAUUAACUAAUUAUAAAAUUAUUAAAUUACCAAAAGUUGAUAUUUCUAAAGUUGGUGAACAAAAAAUUGGACCAAUUGAAGUUGAUGUAAUUGAUUCAACUAAAGAUUAUGUUGAAAUGUUAAAAGAUAUUUUUGAUUUUAAAUUAAUUAAAUCUUUUAUUGAUAAAGAAACUAAAAACGGUUUUAAAGUAUUAUUUGAUGCAUUAAAUGGUGUUACAGGACCUUAUGGUUAUAAAAUUUUUGUUGAAGAAUUGGGAUUACCAGAAUCUUCUAUACAAAAUUUUAAACCUUUAGAAGAUUUUGGUGGCUUACAUCCUGAUCCAAAUUUAACUUAUGCUUCUACAUUAGUUGAAAGAGUUGAUAAAGAAAAUAUUGCAUUUGGUGCUGCAUCAGAUGGUGAUGGUGAUAGAAAUAUGAUUUAUGGUGCUGGUACAUUUGUUUCACCAGGUGAUUCAGUUGCUAUUAUUUCAGAAUAUGCUGAUUCAAUUCCUUAUUUUAAAAAGGGAAUUUAUGGAUUAGCAAGAUCAAUGCCAACUUCAGGUGCAAUUGAUUUAGUUGCAAAAGAUAAAGGAUUACAUUGUUAUGAAGUACCAACUGGUUGGAAAUUUUUCUGUUCAUUAUUUGAUAAUAAUAAAUUAAGUAUAUGUGGAGAAGAAAGUUUUGGUACUGGAUCAAAUCAUAUAAGAGAAAAAGAUGGUUUAUGGGCUAUUGUUGCAUGGUUAAAUGUAUUAGCUGAAUAUAAUUUACAAAAUCCAGAAAGUGAAACAUCUAUUGAAAUUGUUCAAAAUAAAUUUUGGGAAAAAUAUGGUAGAACUUUUUUUACCAGAUACGAUUAUGAAAAUGUUUCAAGUGAAGGUGCAAAUGAUUUAGUUAAAUUAUUAACUAAAAUAGUUGAUGAAUCCAAACCAGGUGAUGAAUUAAAACCAGGUUAUAUUAUAAAAGAAGCAGGUAAUUUUUCAUAUACUGAUUUAGAUGGUUCAGUAUCAUCAAAUCAAGGAUUAUUUAUAAAAUUUGAAAAUGGUUUAAGAUUUAUUGUUAGAUUAUCAGGUACUGGUUCAUCAGGAGCAACAGUAAGAUUAUAUUUAGAAAAACAUUCAAAUGAUAAAUCAAUUUAUCAAACAAAAGUUGAUGAAUUUUUCAAAAAGGAUAUUGAAUUUGUAUUGAAUUUAUUAAAAUUUAAAGAAUAUUUGGGUAAAGAAGAACCAGAUGUUAAAACUUAA
Lodderomyces jiufengensis is the source of this 1677-nucleotide messenger RNA. RefSeq names its product phosphoglucomutase (gene PGM2). The coding region runs from base 1 to 1677 and encodes 558 amino acids. Gene Ontology annotation, cellular component: cytosol. Lineage: Eukaryota; Fungi; Ascomycota; Pichiomycetes; Serinales; Debaryomycetaceae. The record is from RefSeq and is a predicted model, not a curated record. Gene Ontology annotation, molecular function: magnesium ion binding; phosphoglucomutase activity. Gene Ontology annotation, biological process: carbohydrate metabolic process. The transcript has a single exon.